AAAAAAAUUACAAAAAAUAUAAAAACCAUUUCAUAUUAUUUAUGUGUGACAUAAAAAAUCACAUGAAUUUAGCUUCAUCGAUAGGUUCAUCAUUGAGUCGUGUAAGCAGUUCAAGUCCAAGUAGUACACCAACAGAUAGCGAGUCGCAAUCACACGUCGGGCAUGUUGUACUGCAACAAAUUAACUCCAAUCAUACAAAUAUUCCUACUUCAAUUUCCAUGCAAAAUAAUCAUGUUCUUCAUAAUAUCAGUAAUUCGGCGCGUAGUAGUGGUCAGGAGGAGGAAAUUGCACCGCCAAUUGCUAGUCGACCAGAGAGAACAAAAUCUAUCUAUACACGUCCAGUCGAUGAACCGCCUAUGUCACCACUGCCUCAUCCGCAUAUUAAUCACAAUUUGAAGAGUCCUACGGUGGAUAAAAAUAAAAAUACAACGCCAAUUAUGACACCAGUAAUCACAACGAUGACAAAUAAUAAUACAGCAGUGACUGUAAACACUACUGUAACAUCACCAAUAACGACAACUGAGCAGCAGCCGCAACCGCAAGCACCUCCGACAAAUCAAACACGCAACUCAACGAAGAAAAAGAAAAUGUCUGAUGAGGAAAUUCUUGAGAAGCUGCGAACAAUUGUUAGCGUGGGUGAUCCGACAAGGAAGUACGCUAAAAUGGAAAAGAUUGGGCAGGGCGCUUCAGGGACCGUUUAUACAGCAAUUGAAAGUUCGACUGGUAUGGAAGUAGCAAUAAAGAGAAUGAAUUUAAGUCAGCAGCCGAAGAAGGAGCUCAUUAUUAAUGAAAUUUUAGUGAUGCGAGAGAAUAAGCAUCCGAAUGUUGUAAACUAUUUGGACAGCUAUCUCGUGUCGGAGGAGCUAUGGGUUGUAAUGGAAUAUUUACCUGGCGGUUCUCUUACCGAUGUUGUAACGGAGACGUGCAUGGACGAAGGACAAAUUGCAGCCGUGUGUCGUGAGGUUCUGCAAGCUCUCGAGUUCCUUCAUAACAACCAAGUGAUACAUCGAGACAUUAAAAGUGACAAUAUAUUAUUGGGUUUGGAUGGUAGCGUUAAGUUAACAGAUUUUGGUUUUUGCGCACAAAUAUCACCUGAGCAAUCAAAACGAACUACUAUGGUUGGCACACCAUAUUGGAUGGCGCCAGAGGUAGUAACAAGGAAACAGUAUGGACCAAAAGUUGAUUUGUGGAGUCUUGGAAUUAUGGCUAUAGAAAUGAUCGAGGGCGAGCCUCCUUAUCUUAAUGAAAAUCCCUUACGUGCGUUAUAUUUAAUUGCAACACAUGGUAAACCUGAGAUUAAAGAGAAGGAGAAAUUGAGUCCAGUGUUUCAAGAUUUCCUUGAUCAAUGCCUUGAAGUUGAUGUAGAUCAGCGAUCAAGUGCUACUGAAUUGUUAAAGCAUUCUUUCUUAAAACUCGCACGUCCAUUGGCUAGUCUGACACCAUUAAUAAUAGCAGCUAAAGAGGCAACAAAAGGGCACUAA
Molecule: messenger RNA, 1481 nt
Organism: Chironomus riparius
Lineage: Eukaryota; Metazoa; Arthropoda; Insecta; Diptera; Chironomidae
Source: the annotation of a GenBank genome assembly